This is a messenger RNA of Paramecium pentaurelia, 318 nucleotides long. The record is from the annotation of a GenBank genome assembly. Lineage: Eukaryota; Ciliophora; Oligohymenophorea; Peniculida; Parameciidae.
AAUGGCAAGAGGUACACCAGCUAUUGGUAAAAGACAUUAAAAAACUCAUACAUUUUGUAAGAGAUGUGGUCGAUAAACAUUCCACAUUUAAAAAAAUAGAUGUGCUUCAUGCGGAUAUCCAGCUGCAAGAUUAAGACUUUGUAUAAAAAUCAAUUAAUAUGCUCAUAGACAGCGGAUGGGGAGAAAAAGUUGCUAGACGUAGAUCAACAGGAACAGGAAGAAUGAGAUAUUUGAAAUCUAUUGCUAGAAGAGCUAAGAAUGGUUUUAGAGCAGGAACUUAAGCAUAAUAAAAAGUCAAAAGCACUUAGAAAAAAUGAU